This is a messenger RNA of Suillus fuscotomentosus, 903 nucleotides long. RefSeq lists its product as uncharacterized. The record is from RefSeq and is a predicted model, not a curated record. The transcript has 4 exons. NCBI's taxonomy places the organism in Eukaryota, Fungi, Basidiomycota, Agaricomycetes, Boletales, Suillaceae. The annotation marks the transcript as partial.
UGUGUGAACUCUGCGACUUUUUCUUCAGAUGGAAAGUUGCUCAUCACUAGCUGCUCCGACGGUCACAUAUACACAUGGGACCUCACCGCUAUCGUCAACAAAGCUGAUGCUACACUACAACCAGCUCCAAAGGUGAACGGUGCUGCUCGAAUACCCCCAGGUUUUUUUGAUGAUACACUGCGAGAGGCUAAUUUGCGCACUGGUCUAUCCCAAUCCCAUGGGCCUACUCUAGCACCGAGUCAAAGCACCCUCAGUCGCUUAUCCACCUUUUGGCGUCUCUUCAAGCCACACGGGGCAACUGAAUCAGACAUCCAGCCCCGCUCCCGAUCUCUCAGCUGGAAUCGAAACCGAGUAUCUGGUAUACUACGUAGACGAGAUGGAUCGGACGUUCAGUUGCGAGAGGUCGACGUCCCUUACACAGCGGGCAAACCUAGGAACUAUCACGCAAGAAAGAAGAAGUCAGCUCCAAGCUCAUCUCGACCUUCCAAUGCUUGUACUGCGCAAAAUCUUAGCGGACCAGCACAAAGUGCAUCACCAUCAUCACAGCUACCACCUUCAACUACUACCUCGGCACUUUCUGCCGUCCCUGGUACUACUGGGGCAGGGGAAACAAUUUCACAUCCGCAUAUCACUAGUGCUGGAUGGCGCGUUCGCUUCGUGGGCUGGGUUUGCUGCAUACCUAUUCAGAACGCAGACAGUCACCCUUAGAGGCGCAGUCACCACGGUACUUGCUCCUGGAAUGACAUCGCGACGUGAUAUCACUCACACAGGCCGUAACUCAUUUUUUGCCCUGCGCCGGCUCUGCAUCUCUUGAGUACACACAACGAACCUCAGGGAAGAUCUUCGUAGUUCUUAUUGUCCAUUGGCAUUGUCUAUCCUCUGCUCUAGUUUCCCAUGGCCAUC